AUGAGCGCGGACAUCGAGCGGUACGAGCCGCACAUCCGGCAGAUCCUCAACGCGCCCGGCGUGGACCUCAGCACGAUCAGUGCGAAGCGCGUCCGCAAGCAGCUCGUCGAGAUGGACAUCGCGCUCUCGGCCGAGUUCGUGCGCAAGCACAAGGAGGAUUUUGACCGCAUUAUUUCGACCGUAUACGAGGAGAUCAGCGCCGCGCAGAACGGCGCCGACACCAAGGGCAAGCGGAAGAGCCGCCCCGAAGAUGAGGACGAGGAAGAGGACUACGCGAACGGCGCGGGCGAGGGAGACGACGGCGAGGAGGAGGUGGCGGAGACGAAGCCGGUGAAGGCGAAGAAGGCGAGGAAGGGCGGCUUGACGGACGAGGACCUGGCGAGGCAGCUUGACAGCGAGAUUAACGGCCGUCAACGCACCCCGAGGGCCUCGUCGACGCGGGGGAGAGGACGGGGCGGCAAGAGGGGCGGUAAACGGGGUGCAAAGAGUUCUGCUACUGUAAAUUCGGACGGUGAGACUGUGGACGAUGACGGCGAGGUCGUGAAGAAAAAGCGGAGGGGUGGUGGGUUUCAGAAGGAAUAUGCGCUCAGCGAGCCGCUCAUCGCUGUGACGGGGGUGGAGAAGCUCUCGCGACCGCAAACCGUCAAGAAGCUCUGGGAUCACAUCAGGGGCAAUAACCUGCAGAACCCCGAGAACAGAAAGGAGAUCGUGUGUGACGACAAGUUCAGGGCGCUCUUCAACGUAGACAGGAUUGACAUGUUCGCAAUGAACAAACAACUCGGUCGUCAUUUACGGGAGCCCGAGCCAGAGGCAUAG
This is a messenger RNA of Fomitopsis serialis, 816 nucleotides long. RefSeq names its product SWIB/MDM2 domain-containing protein. The record is from RefSeq and is a predicted model, not a curated record. Lineage: Eukaryota; Fungi; Basidiomycota; Agaricomycetes; Polyporales; Fomitopsidaceae. Gene Ontology annotation, molecular function: RNA polymerase I cis-regulatory region sequence-specific DNA binding. Gene Ontology annotation, cellular component: RNA polymerase I upstream activating factor complex; nucleus. The coding region runs from base 1 to 816 and encodes 271 amino acids. Gene Ontology annotation, biological process: nucleolar large rRNA transcription by RNA polymerase I; transcription initiation at RNA polymerase I promoter. The transcript has 3 exons.